AUGACCCAGCGCGGGAUGUUCUUGUUCGUCUUUGUCUUCUUCGCGAGCCUCAACUUCCUACUGAGCGUCUUAUUCGCAGUCAUGACGAAGGGGCUUUUUUCCCAAGCCAAAAAGUGGAAUCAAUUUAUAUUCAUGAGAAUAACCACACACAAUGCCCCGCAGAGCCUGUCCUCUUUGGGCUAUACAGUACAUCCCAUCCGCCCUGGAUUAGAAAUACCGUUGACCUCCAAGCAGCUUGUCCUCGCCAGCUUCUCUUUAUGUAUAGUACUCGUUUGUAUCUACGUGGCAGUGGGGAUACCCCAGGAGCCUCGCAAGAGAGUGCUUGCUUGCCUGCCGCUCUUGCUUGUGUCGACAGCGACCGCAAUGGCUCUGGCUGUUCUUUUUAUGGUGCUCCUUUUUGUCGCAGAAGUGACGCUCUAG
Molecule: messenger RNA, 420 nt
Organism: Giardia duodenalis
Lineage: Eukaryota; Fornicata; Diplomonadida; Hexamitidae
Exons: 1
Coding region: 1-420 (139 amino acids)
Source: RefSeq, a predicted model, not a curated record